AUGCACAGAUGCAAGGCUGGGAUUCCUUUUGUAGGACAGAAGGAAUGGGAAAAGCUGCUGCAGACUAAAGAGGACUUACAGGAAACAUCCACUCUUUACCAGAAGAUCUCUGCAUUUCUGUCCCAUACGCAGCUUCCAGAUGUUAUCUGGUGGAGUGCAGAACUGGCCCAUCACUUCCAAAACCAGCCAUACCUACUGCUUCCUGAAAUUCCCUCCGUCUUGCUCAGUGACGUCACUGCUGUUGAUCCAGAUCCUCAGGCUGUGGAGAAGGUCUUUGCGGUUCCAGCUGGGUUUUACUGGCAGACAGUAGAAACUGCUGAGGAGUGUUUCCCUAACAGCAGCACCAUCGAGGCUAGCAGAGAUACGGACACUGAGGUUGCUAUGGUUUUGCUGUUCGAAACUCUGUUCCGACGUCCCCUAGCUCUCCACCACAUGUUACAGCUGCUCCUCAGUUCUGGUUUGGAUAUCUGUGGACUCCGCCUGCUCUAUCCUCAGCAUGACACGCUGCUCUCCAGCUCAGAAAAACUGCCUUCUUCCUAUACCUCGGAGACUGGCCACAUGCCCCCAGUACUGGCGUUGGGUGCGAGGGGGCCUGAGGCCUGCAGCACCCUGCAGAACAUCAUGGGCCCCUGGGACCCGCGGCUGGCCCGGGUGACAGACUGCGCUUCCAUCAACGGCCUCUACUGCGGGGCCCGCGCGGAGCCUCUCGCCUCCCUGCCGCGCCUGGAGAGCCGCGUGCGCAGGGAGCUGAGCCUCUGGUUUGGAGGAAGAGCCCUGCCUCGUGGCCGUCUCGGAGCAAGGUGA
Tinamus guttatus (white-throated tinamou) is the source of this 804-nucleotide messenger RNA. The record is from RefSeq and is a predicted model, not a curated record. NCBI's taxonomy places the organism in Eukaryota, Metazoa, Chordata, Aves, Tinamiformes, Tinamidae.